ACUGGAGCUCAGUUCAGAUUCUGACACAGACUGUGUUCACAACAUGAGCUGCACCUUCACACUGGCUUUACUCUCCUCAUUCAGUUGGUUCUCUGUAUCAGGUUUUCAGUUUCAUGUAUCGGUGGCACAGCCUGGUGCAGAAGUCACACUGCGGUGCUCCAACAUGAGCACGUAUCGCUCUCAGGUGUUCUGGUACAAGCUGAACGACGGACCCCUCGGCUGCAUCUCUUCCAUGCUGAACGCCGAAUCCGCCCCGUCGUGGUACGAUCCGUUUCAGCCGGAUAAAUUCACCAUGAGAUCCGACUCCACAAACGUCUCACUGAGCAUCAAAACGCUGGACGACAACGACUCUGGGUUGUAUUUCUGCGGACAUUACUUUGAUGCGUUUCCCGCUGUUUUCACUGCAACAUAUUUAAAGGUUGAAGGAAUAUCAGUCAAUUCUUCUGAGGAACCUGAUGGGCCAGACAUUCUGCUGAACUGGAUCCUGGGUGGCAUCAUCAUAUUUCUUGUACUUGUCAUCUUUGGUUUUAUUGUGAAAAUCAGGAUCUUGUACACAGACAGAAAGUCUUUACAACAUCAUGAGAAUUUGAACUCUCACACCAUGAACUACGCAGCGCUGAGCUUCCCUCCAAAACCAAAGAGCAACAGGAGACCUGAAGCAGAAAGAGAUUCUGAGACAAAUGUUCUGUAUGCUGCUACAAGACAGACUUUCUAGUGAUGAGAAGUUCAACAUUUCUAAGU
This is a messenger RNA of Poecilia reticulata (guppy), 741 nucleotides long. NCBI's taxonomy places the organism in Eukaryota, Metazoa, Chordata, Actinopteri, Cyprinodontiformes, Poeciliidae. The record is from RefSeq and is a predicted model, not a curated record.